Molecule: messenger RNA, 728 nt
Organism: Myotis brandtii (Brandt's bat)
Lineage: Eukaryota; Metazoa; Chordata; Mammalia; Chiroptera; Vespertilionidae
Gene: ARL6IP1
Product: ADP-ribosylation factor-like 6 interacting protein 1
Exons: 6
Coding region: 186-707 (173 amino acids)
Source: RefSeq, a predicted model, not a curated record
UCCCCUGAAGCUUGGGUUCGACGUGCCCAAUGAGGAACGAGCUUCGCGGGGGCUGUCGGGAAAGGCCGCCGGCCUAUAUAAGGAGUUUGCUGGGCGUGUCGUCGCGCCCGGGUCGCCGUGCGGUUCUUGGACCGGGGCUGGUUGGGAGGUUGCCUUGGGCUCGCUGAAGCGGCACUUGGGAGACGAUGGCGGAGGGCGAUAAUCGCAGCACCAACUUGCUGGCUGCAGAGACUGCAAGUCUGGAAGAGCAGCUGCAAGGAUGGGGAGAGGUGACGCUGAUGGCCGACAAAGUCCUCCGAUGGGAAAGAGCCUGGUUUCCGCCUGCCAUCAUGGGUGUGGUUUCCUUGGUGUUUCUGAAUAUCUAUUAUCUAGAUCCAUCUGUUCUAUCCGGUGUUUCCUGUUUUGUUAUGUUUUUGUGCUUGGCUGACUACCUUGUUCCCAUCCUGGCGCCUAGAAUUUUUGGCUCCAAUAAAUGGACCACUGAGCAGCAGCAAAGAUUCCAUGAAAUUUGCAGCAAUCUAGUAAAAACUCGUCGCAGAACUGUGGGCUGGUGGAAACGCCUCUUCACACUAAAGGAAGAAAAGCCAAAAAUGUACUUCAUGACCAUGAUCAUUUCUCUUGCUGCGGUUGCUUGGGUGGGACAGCAGGUCCACAACCUUCUUCUCACCUACCUGAUAGUGACUUUCUUACUGUUGCUUCCUGACUAAACCAGACCAAACGGCAGAGCA